This is a messenger RNA of Adineta steineri, 1086 nucleotides long. The record is from the annotation of a GenBank genome assembly. Lineage: Eukaryota; Metazoa; Rotifera; Eurotatoria; Adinetida; Adinetidae.
AUGACAGUGACAAUAUUGUUUUCUUUCUUGUCAAUAGUACGGCACAUUGCAAUUAUUGGUGCCGGUGCAGCUGGAUCUUCGGCAGUUUUUUUCCUCCACAAACAACUUCUCACUCUAGGUCACAGAGAUAAAGUAGAAAUAACAGUCUAUGAAAAAGAGUCCAAAGUGGGAGGUCGAGCAGCGCUUAUUCAUCCUUAUAACGAUUCAAAAUACGAUCCAGUUGAGAUAGGCGCCUCAAUAUAUGCUUCUGUCAAUUUACAUCUGGUACGUGCCAUUGAACAAUUUGGUUUGAGUCCAGCAUAUCGUAUCAUUGAUGACAAUCAUGUAAGUUAUCUUUAUGAUGGGAAAACAAUACUUGUUGACAUGGAUGAUGUAACUUCUAGAUACAAUCUAUUAUCUCUUACGAGAUUGAAAAUGUUAACUGAAACCAGUGUUCACCAUUUUCUUCGUCUUUAUCAACGAAAUUUUCAACUAUUGAACGGACCAUUUCGAACCGUUGCAGCCUACGUCAAAGCAAUAGACUUAAAACCACAACUCAAUGAAUCUGGCUUCAGAUUUCUUGUGAAUAACGGGGUGGAUGAAAUGACUGUCAAUGAGUUUGUUGAUAGUCUUACACAAGGAACUUAUGGACAACAAGUAACACAACUUCAUGCAGUUAUGACUAUAAUAGCUAUGGCUGGUAGCGGUCAAUCGAUUAAAGGAGGAAAUUAUAAAAUUUUUGAAUCGAUGCACUUUUCUACACUUCUCUAUCCACGCAAUGAGCGUCUUGUCAAAUUAUUCAGUCCCAACUAUUUAGACGAUUCCAAACUCGCAAAAAUCGUUGGUAGUCGGGCAAAUAUCGGUUGGAUAUACAGAAAAAUGUGGUAUGCUUAUCCUCGAGCACCACCAAGAAAUGAUACGGUGUUUCCUCCAAUCAAUCCUGACAAAGGUCUAUAUUAUGUUAAUGCAUUUGAAAGUUUUAUUAGUACGAUGGAAACUCAAUGUGUAGCUGCACACAAUAUCAUUCGACUAUUUUUAAUCGAUUUCGGCUACGAUGAGAAAGCAGCUACGCUCGCCGAUGACUAUUGGAUUGAUACAGCAGUUUAA